ACAGUGACAGCUUUAUUCGAUUUCAUUAUCGCCUGGGCGACCAUUUUUCCCGUGCUCGAUCUUACUGGCAAGUGCGUGUGAUUUAAGAACAUUUUUGGGGUUUUGCGAAUAAACCUUUGAAACAUCUUAAAUAUGUUGUCAAGAGCUGCACUUUUAGCCGCUGCAAAAAGACCUACCGCGCUUGUUCUCGCUAGAGGGUCAGCGUCUGGCUCAGAAGGCAACCGACCAGUUCGACCAGAACUCCCCGGCAAGGUUCGACUGGGUUUCUUACCAGAAGAAUGGUUUACCUUCUUUUACAAUAAAACCGGAGUGACUGGCCCUUAUGUGUUCGGUGCUGGUCUGUUAACCUAUUUGUGUUCUAAGGAAAUCUACAUCAUGGAGCACGAAUAUUAUAAUGGCCUUUCGCUUGCCAUUAUGGUCAUCUAUGCUGUAAAAAAAUUCGGACCAGCAGUUGCAGCCUUCUGCGAUAAAGAGAUUGAAAAAGUCGAAGAUGAAUGGAAAGAAGGCCGUGAGGCCAAUAUUAAACAAUUGGUCGAUGCAAUUGAAGACGAAAAAAAGGAACAAUGGCGCGCCGAAGGACAAACUUUGUUGAUGCAGGCUAAGAAGGAAAACGUAGCUCUUCAGCUUGAAGCUGCCUAUCGUGAACGCGCUAUGACCGCUUAUCGUGAAGUCAAGAAACGAUUGGAUUACCAAGUGGAGCGCCAAAACGUUGAUCGUCGUAUUUCCCAGAAGCACAUGGUUGAUUGGAUUGUGAGCAAUGUAGUUAAAUCGAUCACUCCUGAUCAAGAGAAAGAAACAUUAAACCGGUGCAUAUCUGAUUUAGGAGCCAUCGCUUCCAGGGCUAAGUAAAAGUGCGCCCAAUUGUGGCUAAACGUAAAUUGUAACACAAAUAAAUUUCAUGUUUUUGGUUUGGCCAAACAAUAGUGGAAAUAAAUGAUCGAUUCAUACCAAGUUGAA
This is a messenger RNA of Wyeomyia smithii (pitcher-plant mosquito), 957 nucleotides long. It is a transcript of the gene ATPsynB, whose product is annotated as ATP synthase subunit b, mitochondrial. The transcript is spliced from 3 exons. Gene Ontology annotation, molecular function: proton transmembrane transporter activity. The record is from RefSeq and is a predicted model, not a curated record. Gene Ontology annotation, biological process: proton motive force-driven ATP synthesis. Bases 133 to 849 code for a protein of 238 amino acids. NCBI's taxonomy places the organism in Eukaryota, Metazoa, Arthropoda, Insecta, Diptera, Culicidae.